Messenger RNA from Dufourea novaeangliae, 2099 nucleotides. RefSeq names its product large subunit GTPase 1 homolog (gene Ns3). Gene Ontology annotation, biological process: ribosomal subunit export from nucleus. The coding region runs from base 47 to 2014 and encodes 655 amino acids. The record is from RefSeq and is a predicted model, not a curated record. Lineage: Eukaryota; Metazoa; Arthropoda; Insecta; Hymenoptera; Halictidae. Gene Ontology annotation, molecular function: GTPase activity; GTP binding. The transcript is spliced from 4 exons. Gene Ontology annotation, cellular component: cytosol.
GUUAACCUCGUGUUAUGUUUCCUUGAAUAAGAUAAAUUUGUACAAAAUGGGUAAAAAGGAAAAGGCAGGAAGUGGAAACUUAGGAAAAGCAUUAAUUAGAAAUCGUUUUGGUUCUACAAAACGUAAAAAACAUGAUGAUAUGACUAUGAUCCAUACUAUGUCGUUAAAUGAUGGUUACGACUGGGGACGUCUUAAUCUUCAAUCUGUUACGGAAGAAAGUUCUUUCCAAGAAUUUCUAUCGACUGCCGAGUUAGCGGGUACAGAGUUUCAGGCGGAGAAAUUGAACAUCAAGUUUGUUAAUCCAAAAAGCGGAAUCGGACUACUUUCGAAAGAUGAGAAAGAAAAGAUUUUGGAAACGCAACAGAAAAAUAAAGCUUUGCUUAAAAUACCAAGAAGGCCACAAUGGGACAGCUCCACUACAGCUCAAGAAUUACAAGCUAAAGAAAGAGAACAUUUCUUAGAAUGGAGACGUACUCUGUCCCUGCUUCAAGAAGCGGAAGGAUUAAUGUUAACACCUUAUGAAAAGAAUCUGGAGUUUUGGAGACAACUGUGGAGAGUAGUGGAACGCAGUGAUGUUAUUGUGCAAAUUGUCGAUGCACGGAAUCCUUUGCUUUUUAGAUGUGAGGAUUUAGAGAGUUAUGUCAAAGAGGUAAAUCCUGAGAAGAUGAAUACAAUAUUGGUUAAUAAGGCAGACUUCUUAACUGAGCAACAACGAAAGGAAUGGGCAAAGUAUUUUUCGGAUAUUAAUGUAAGAGUUGCAUUUUUUUCUGCUACAUUAGCAGCUGAAAGGCAGAAGGUUCAAGAAACAAUACAGGAAGAAAAUUCGGAAAGUGAAGAAGGUAGUGAAGUAGAAACUGAUACAGAGGAUGAAGAUGAUGAUGAAUCAUUGUACAAUUCAGGAGCUUCCUCGGAAAGCAUAUAUGAGAGUGCAGAUGAUAAUAUGGGGAUUAUAGAUGACUCAGAAUGUAUAAAUAAAAAUUCUGAAGUAGAAAAUGGAGAACACAUAGAACCUAAGGACAACAAGUGUGAUUUGCAUGCACUGAAAACUUCAAUAGAAGAAGUAAGUCAAGACAAUGCAAGAAUAGAAAACUCAUCAGAGUUAUUAACUAGGGAUCAGUUAGUGUCAUUUUUCAAAAGAAUUUACAAAGGUAAAACAUGUACUGAAGGCAUUACAACAAUUGGUUUGGUAGGAUAUCCAAAUGUAGGUAAAAGUUCCACAAUUAAUGCUUUGUUGAUGGACAAAAAAGUAUCAGUAUCUGCCACACCAGGCAAGACAAAACAUUUUCAGACACUUUUCUUGGAUACGGACCUAUUGCUCUGUGAUUGUCCUGGAUUAGUAAUGCCAAGUUUUAUCUGCACUAAAGCGGAAAUGAUUUUAAACGGCAUAUUACCAAUUGAUCAAAUGAGGGAUCAUGUUCCACCAAUCACGUUAUUGGGAACUUUAAUACCAAGACAUAUUAUGGAAGAUCUCUAUGGUAUCAUGUUACCUCUACCUAUAGAAGGAGAAGAUCCUGACCGUCCUCCAACAGCAGAAGAAAUGUUAAAUGCAUAUGGAUAUAAUAGAGGUUUUAUGACGCAAAACGGACAACCGGACAAUCCACGAUCAGCACGUUAUGUUUUAAAAGAUUUUGUGAAUGGUAAACUUUUAUACUGCGUUGCACCACCGACAGUAGAGCAAGAGAAAUUUCACAUAUUCCCCCCACAAAGAAGAACUAUUCCUGUAAAUAAACAUUUGCCAGCUAGGACAAUACGUGCGAGUAAAGGGAGUAAGACUAGCUCUGAAGAUGUGGAUAAAGUAUUCUUCCAAAGCAAUGUUUCAAGUGUACAUACAAAAGGAAUGAUUGGAAAAAUGCGUGGUACAUGCCGGAUCGGUUCUAGCGAUACAGGAUCAGUAGUUAAUUCCACUCAGAGCUUGUUACUCGAAGAAAAACCAUGGAAAAAGAUAAAUAAACAUUCAAAUAAAAAGAAACGUGAGAAAACGAGAAGAUUGUACGCUCAUCUCGAUCAACAUUGAUUCGGUGGACAUAUUAGUACUGUAUCGUUUUUUGAACUAUUUGAGUUGAAGGCCUUUUCGCUAUAUAACAGCGGUUCGUAUCAUG